AUGGUAUUAUCUAACACGAUUAGAGCUAUCCUAGAUAGUAAUUUCCAAAGAAUAGCCAAAGAGACUCCAUUGCUUGAACUUUUAUUCGAUCUAAGAACCAGUACCGUAUUUACCAAGGAAGAAAUUGCCAGCUUAAGACAAUGUGAUAGUCUAAGAGAGAGGCAUCACCAGUUUCUAGUUCUAUUCAGAACAAAGACCGAUGCAGAUUUUCGUCAGUAUUACAUUUCCUUACAGAAUCAUCGAUCUAAAAAUGUUCAAAAAUUCGGUCAGCGCUUAGAAACUGAAGCUAUCGCAGCUUUCAAACAGCCAGCUGAUGCUACAUCUCAUUUGAAUAUCAGUAAUGAAAGUGAGAUUGGAUACAGAGAUCCCAGACCCUAUUUUCCAGUCGUUGCUGAAAUGAUUGGGAUUAAAUGGAUGAAAUUAAGCAGAACGUUGGACUACGAAAUCCCAAGCCGUUUAAUCGAUUCUGAAUGUAAAUCACAGUGUGAUAAAGCUGUAGCUGCGCUCAAUAGCUGGUAUGAUAAGCAUGGCCAAGGUGCAACAGUAAACAAACUUAAGGUUGCUUUAUAUGAAAUUGGCCGUAAAGACAUUGCUGAAAAAAUUGGAUCGUCAAAAGAUGAAACUACAGCAGCGAGAUACAGUCGAAGAAUUUCUAUACCAGAUACUAUGCAGAUCAAAGAAUAUUACUUUACUUACGUAAAGGCCCUGAAGCGAGGUCAAUGUCAGAGUGAUUUCAUUCGAAUUAUGUUUAUUGGUCCGGAAAAUGUCGGCAAAACUACAAUCAUGAGAAUUUUGAUCGAAGAAAUACGAGUAUAUCAUUCAGCAGCUACGCAGGUUGUAGAAAAUACAGGUAAGAUGGUCGACUUUUCUACUUUUAAAAUAUAUGAUGGCACGCAGCAAGAUUACUUUGAAGUUUUAAAAAGAAAAAUUCAAGGUGCAGUUGAAGAUUACAAAGAAAAACAAAUCGACAUGCCCAAUUUUGAUGAAAUUGAAUCUUUAUCUUCUCCACGUAAUGAAACAAACCGUGAUGAUAAUGAUAAUUUAUCAGACCAUAUCAAGGAAACCAAAGCUCAGCGUCGUCAAAUCAUUCGUAAAUUUUUUAAACAACAUCUGCGGUUGACGGAAAAAUUCAACAUUGAUCGAAAUCAGUACGGAAAAUUAUGGGAUUUCGGUGGACAAGCUGUAUAUCAUGUAACACAUCAACCCUUUAUUUCGGGUAAUAGCCUUUAUAUUCUAGUCUUUAAUAUUGCCGAAAGUAUAGGAAACAAGGUGAAAGCUCGAGGAGGAAAAGAAGCUAGAGAUACUUAUCUUGACAGAAUUAAGGAAUGGCUCACAUCAGUUAUAGGCUGCAGCAAUAGUAAUACUGAAAUAUCAGUAAAACGGAAUAAUCAAGCCGCUGAAACAUAUAGGUUACCAGUUGUUAUUUUAGUAGCUACACACGGUGAUGAAAUUGAAGGAAAGCAAGAUCCUAUAGCUACCUUUGAUGAAUUUACACACAAAUUGGUCGAGCAGUUACCAUCAUAUAAAGCCAACAUAUGUUCAUCUCGAAUUAUUUUUGAUUGUGGAGAAGAAAAUUACAACACCUCUGCAAAGAUUGAGGAGCGUCUCCGACGUCGCGAAGAUUUACUCAAUAUCAUAAAAACAUUUGCCCAAGCCUUGCCCUUCGUUAACAAGCCAAUCCCUACUAAGUGGUAUUUCAUGGCUACUUUAUUACAUAGCCAAGAGAAUGGCAUCAAGAAUAUUAUGACUACAAGUGAAAUCAAGGAAGUAGCUAUCGAUUACGGACUAUACGAAAGAAAUAUGGACAGUGUAGAAGAUGAUCAAGAAUUAAUCGAUAUGUUACUCUAUUUGCAUGAUAUUGGUGAAUUAUUAUUUUACCGAGAGGAGAUCACAAAAGAAAAUAUUGUCAUUACAAAUGUGGAAUGGCUAGUGAAGAUUUUUCGUGCCUUAAUUGUAUUAGAGGGAAGUAAAACUAUCACCAGCGCUGAUACUUUGGAAGACUAUAAUAUCGCUUACACUACAGGCAAGGUGUCGAAAAGGGUAUUUGAUAAUGCAUUAAGUCCUUUUAACUUGAUAGAUGAUGAUAAAGAACGUGUUUUGAAAAUUAUGGAGCACUAUAAUAUUAUUUGUGAAAUUAAGGUCGAUGUUGCUUCUAGCAAUUGCAUUCGUCAGUUUAUUGUUCCAUAUUUACUACGUCCUAAUGUGACUUUUACGACGAAUAAAGAAGAAGAGUAUGUUUCCGGCGCACUGUUCAUGGGAUUUAAUAAAUCAAAUAUACCAUAUAUAUCGGAUGGCAUCUUUUAUUGCCUCGUGGCGGCUUGUAUGAAAAAGUGGAAUAAUCAAUUUGUCAAACUGUGCUAUAAAUGUGCAAAAUAUUAUAUACGUCAAAGCGACUAUUAUAUGAUUAUUAAAAAAAGCGAAUCUUACAUUAGUUUGGAAUACUCGUAUCAGAUAUUAAAUGAGAAUGAAGACUUGAAAGUUAGACAAGCAAUCGAAGUUCAGCGUCCACAAUUUUUCAUUAUGGAUACUUUUAAAAAAAUUAUUAACGAUAGAAUGCCUAGAUUUCAGGCGGCUGACUGCUCACUGUAUGUGACUUGCUGUAUGUGCGGAAAGUUAACAAGUCAGUUAAGUCAUGAAGAUCAAGAUCAUAAGGGAAGAAUCCGCUGUCAAAAAUGUAAUUUCAUAUUUGAUUCGCCAUCACUUGAUCAAUGGGGUAUGAAAAAGAAAGAUAUUAUCAAGAAAGAAGAACUGAGCUCAGAAAAGGCUGUAAACUUCAUCAAGUGUUUCGACAUAAUAGCCGAAAAACUGGAUCAGAAAUGCUUGUUCCGUUUUGCAACGAAACUAGGGCUGGAAGUUAAAGAUAUUGAUGAAAUUACGAUGAACAGCUCCACCUCUUAUGAUAAAGUUCUCAAAGUGCUAGAUAGGUGGCACCAAAACUUGGGUUCAAAGGCUGAUAUUUGGCAGGUUACUGGCAUUCUGCGAAAUAUUGGAAAUGUUUUAGCUGCAGAGAUAGUGGAAGAGCAUUUAUGUAGUCAAAAUUGA
Molecule: messenger RNA, 3042 nt
Organism: Trichoplax adhaerens
Lineage: Eukaryota; Metazoa; Placozoa; Uniplacotomia; Trichoplacea; Trichoplacidae
Exons: 7
Coding region: 1-3042 (1013 amino acids)
Biological process (GO): TRAIL-activated apoptotic signaling pathway; positive regulation of extrinsic apoptotic signaling pathway
Cellular component (GO): cytoplasm; CD95 death-inducing signaling complex
Molecular function (GO): ATP binding; caspase binding; ATP hydrolysis activity
Source: RefSeq, a predicted model, not a curated record